This is a messenger RNA of Nipponia nippon (crested ibis), 594 nucleotides long. It is a transcript of the gene TMEM97, whose product is annotated as transmembrane protein 97. The record is from RefSeq and is a predicted model, not a curated record. Lineage: Eukaryota; Metazoa; Chordata; Aves; Pelecaniformes; Threskiornithidae. Gene Ontology annotation, cellular component: endoplasmic reticulum.
AUGGCAAUGGUUCAUCACUUUAAAGACUUCAGAAAUGUCGUCCCAGUUAGAACCGAAUUGCAGCAUGAAGGCCUGUGUACCACGAUGAGAUCGCCUGAUUUUCCCACUGCAAUGACGGCCUCAUCUGCCCGCCAGAUGAGGGUUGCCAUUUCCCCCGUUGCGUUGACGCUCGGUGUACUCAUCUGUUGUUUCGUUCUUCCUCUGAAGCUGACAGGGUGGUUAGAGUGGUAUGCGGCCACCUUCAGAGACCCCAUGAUGCUCCAGCCCCCGGAGUGGUUUAAGGCGUUUAUAUAUUGCGAAGCCUUCUUACAAACGCCUUUCUUCCCCAUCGCAGCAUACGCCUUCUUAAAAGGUGGCUGCAAAUGGAUAAGGACUCCUGCAAUUAUCUACUCCACCCACGUAGCCACAACGUUGUUUGCCAUCCUCGCGCAUGUACUGUUCCACGAUUUCUCCAAGUCCGAGCAUUUGGGACCUCAGACGCAACGCGAGCGCCUAAUUCUGCUGUCUGUGUAAUUGCUGAUACCGCUUCUGAUUCUGUUCACCAUGCUCUACAACCCUCACUACAACCACGCGGAGAAAAGGAAAAGGAAGUAG